This is a messenger RNA of Helianthus annuus (common sunflower), 864 nucleotides long. RefSeq names its product 50S ribosomal protein L17. Gene Ontology annotation, molecular function: structural constituent of ribosome. Gene Ontology annotation, cellular component: ribosome; large ribosomal subunit. Gene Ontology annotation, biological process: translation. The coding region runs from base 186 to 668 and encodes 160 amino acids. Lineage: Eukaryota; Viridiplantae; Streptophyta; Magnoliopsida; Asterales; Asteraceae. The transcript is spliced from 7 exons. The record is from RefSeq and is a predicted model, not a curated record.
AGGUUUCCGUGAGCUUAGACAAAGAGGGUAUAUUGUGUCACUAGUUUAAACCUUAAGGGACUGGUUCUUAAAACACCCUUUCUCUAGUAACAAAAUAAGAUCAUCCUCUCCGUCACUCCGCCGUCGCCUCCACCAGCUCCUCCGGCCCAACUGGUGUUUAGCCUCGGUUAUUGUUGUGAAUUGUCAUGACGAAGUUCAGGAAGCUUAAUCGUCCUACUGGACAUCGAAUGUCCAUGCUCAGGACUAUGGUCUCGCAGCUGGUCAAGCACGAACGUAUAGAAACUACUGUCGCGAAGGCAAAAGAAGUCCGUCGACUAGCUGAUAACAUGGUGCAACUUGGGAAGGAGGGUACGCUUUGUGCUGCCAGGCGUGCUGCUGCCUUUGUGAGAGGAGAUGAUGUUAUUCACAAACUAUUUACAGAGCUGGCCUAUCGUUACAAAGAUAGGGCCGGAGGAUAUACAAGAGUGCUUCGAACCCGAAUAAGAGUUGGUGAUGCCGCACCAAUGGCAUAUAUAGAGUUCAUAGACAGGGAAAACGAGCUUAGACAGUCAAAACCCCCGGCCCCACAACCAGCUCAACGACCACCGUUGGAUCCCUGGACAAGAUCUCAGCUUAGCAGGAGUUUUGCAUCUCCUAAAGAAGUCAAAAGCUCUGAAGCAGAGGAUUAGAGCUUCUAAUCAAGCCUUUGAAAAGGAACAAAAAGGUAUGAGAAACAAUGGCAACAGAAUCUUUGAUCUUAACUAUAUCUUAGCAACAUGUUAUGGCAUUAGAAUGUUUAAUUUUGUAUGGCAGCCAAGUCAAAUAAUUGUUCAGAAGUGAAACUGGAUUAUGAUUAUAGUAAUAAUCCAAUUUACUUUUUUAUUA